Molecule: messenger RNA, 2130 nt
Organism: Chaetomium strumarium
Lineage: Eukaryota; Fungi; Ascomycota; Sordariomycetes; Sordariales; Chaetomiaceae
Exons: 5
Coding region: 142-2031 (629 amino acids)
Biological process (GO): transmembrane transport
Cellular component (GO): membrane
Molecular function (GO): transmembrane transporter activity
Source: RefSeq, a predicted model, not a curated record
GUGUGUGCUCCCGCUUGCCUCUCGGAGUCAGAACCGGUUUCCCCAGCUACUGUUCACAUACAGAACAGAAACCACAACAGCCAACACCGCACUGUACUGGUUCCAGGACACACAGCAAAAGCACUUCCUGUGUUCCCGACCAUGGCGGACUCCGGGAGCACGGACAGCAUCCAAGCUGGAAAUGAUCAAUACGGCGAUUCGAAGGGUGUUGUCGGGCACCAUCUCGAGAAGGGCAUUUCAAACACCGACCAUGUCGAUCUCGCCAGGAACUUAGAAGCCAAAAUAAAAAACCCGCUAGCAGGCCUCUCCCGCGAUGAGCUACUGAGCCGCGUUGAGGUGUUCGCCAAGGAGAAAGGCUUGACGGAGCACAUCCCCCUCCUGCGCAAGGGCGCCCUCGUGGCACAGGAUCCCGAUGCCUACGAGGAGAUCUCAGGUCCCGAGGCGUUGACUGACGAAGAGAAGGCGGCCCUGCGAAAGGAAAUCGAGCACAAAUGGCGCCUGCCCACGAGGCUGUUCCUGACAAUCGCCACCUGCUCGAUCGGCGCGGCGGUCCAGGGGUGGGAUCAGACAGGAACGAACGGCGCCAACAUCUUCUUCCCCAAGAUCUAUGGCAUCGGAAGCUCCAGCACGCACGAUACGCUCAUCCUUGGUCUGGUCAACGCUGGCCCCUACAUUGGCAGCGCCUUCAUCGGUUGCUGGCUGUCCGACCCUAUCAACAACUGGUUUGGCCGCCGCGGUGUCAUCUUCUUCUCUGCCCACUUCUGUAUCUGGCCUGUCAUCGGUUCCGCCUUCUGCCACACUUGGCCACAGCAGUUGGCCUGCCGUCUCCUGAUGGGUAUUGGGAUGGGCGUCAAGGCCUCGACCGUGCCUAUCUACGCUGCCGAGAACUCGCCAGCAGCUAUCCGAGGUGCCCUCGUCAUGUCUUGGCAGAUGUGGACAGCCUUUGGCAUUCUCCUGGGCACCGCCGUCAACCUUGCGGUGUGGAACACAGGCGAUAUCAACUGGCGGCUGAUGUUGGGCGCACCGUUCAUCCCUGCCGUUCCUCUCUUGUGUCUCAUCUACCUCUGCCCUGAGUCACCUCGCUGGUACAUGAAGAAGAACAAGUACCUGAAAGCCUGGGACUCGAUGAUGAAGCUGCGCAACCACCCGAUCCAGGCGGCCCGGGAUAUCUUCUACAUCCACUCUCAGCUCGAACUCGAGUUUCAGCUCCUCCGCAACAGCAGCUAUGCCCAGCGCUUCGUCGAGCUAUUUACAAUUCCGCGUGUGCGCCGCGCUACGCUCGCCGCCUUCACCGUCAUGAUCGCGCAGCAGAUGUGCGGUAUCAACAUUAUCGCGUUCUAUAGCACUACGAUUUUCAAGGAGAGUGGGUCCGACGACCACCAGGCCCUCCUCAUUUCGCUCGGCUACGGCCUGGUCAACUGGCUCUUCGCCUUCCCGGCCUUCUGGACCAUCGACACCUUCGGCCGUCGGUCUCUUCUCCUGUUCACCUUCCCCCAGAUGACCUGGACGCUGCUCGCCGCCGGCCUGUGCACGCUUAUGGACCAGAGCACGGCGCGCACCGUUUUGGUCGCGUUCUUCGUCUAUCUCUUUGCCGCCUUCUACUCGCCCGGCGAAGGGCCCGUUCCUUUUACCUACAGUGCCGAGGUGUUCCCGCUGUCACACAGAGAAGUCGGCAUGGGCUUCGCGGUGGCGACCUGCCUGUUCUGGGCAUCGGUGCUGGGCAUGACGUUCCCGCUGCUGAUCUCGUCUACGGGCACGGUCGGCGCUUUCGGCUGCUACGCGGGCUUCAACUUCGUGGCCAUGAUCAUGAUCUUCUUCUGGGUGCCCGAAACCAAGCAACGCACGCUCGAGGAGCUCGACUACAUCUUUGCCGUGCCCACCUCCAAGUUCAUGAAGUACCAGCUCACCGAGGCCCUACCGUGGUUCCUCAAGCGGUGGCUGUUGUGGCAGCGGAAGGCCGAGCUCAGGCCGCUGUACGUCUUCGAUCAGGAGACGAGGAGGAAGGAGGCGACCAAGUCUGAGAAGAAUUGAAAAUGGAUCUUGAUGGAAGGUGAAAAUCGGGUGGCUUCUAGCUAAUAGAGGGUCGCUUUGCUCGGUUACCGUUCAUCGCCUUCAAUACUAGGGCGGAUU